This is a messenger RNA of Paramecium sonneborni, 787 nucleotides long. The record is from the annotation of a GenBank genome assembly. Lineage: Eukaryota; Ciliophora; Oligohymenophorea; Peniculida; Parameciidae.
AGAUGGUAUUAGAAUAUAUUCUAGAUAUUCCUCCAUUAACCAGAAUAAUUGUUAUUAGCAGUAUAAUAUUGAGUUAUGCAACUUAUGUUUAAUAUCUGAAGCCCUCCAAUCUCUAUUUAAACUAUAAAUUGGCAUUCCUAGAAUCGUUUUAAGUAUUUAAAUUAAUUAUGAUAGCCAUGGAGAACAUUGACGAGCAUUUUAUAUUUUGGAGAAUUAGAUUUGAUUACAGUUUUAAGAUUAUUCUUUUUGUAAAUUAAAUUGCUAAUGAGUUUAGUUAAUCUAUUUCAUCAUCAUUAGAACAACAUACUUUUCCAGGGUUUGCAAAUUACUUAUACUACUUGCUUUUAAAUUUUAUUACGAUUACUUCGAUUGGACUUUGGUUGAAUGAACAUUCUCUAACCGAAUACUUUGUAGAAGCUCUAAUGUAUGUUUGGGGAAGACAAAAUCAAGAAAGACCAUUAUUAUGUAAAAAUUAACACUCAAUAUUUAAGUUAUGUUUAUAAUACCGGUCAAAGCAUAAUAUAUGGUAUGGUUUUUCAUUUUAAUCAAUAUAAUAACAGGCAGAUCUAUUUAAUCAAAUUUAAUUGGUGCAUUCAUUGGCCAUACUUAUUACUAUUUCGCUUACAUAGUUCCUAAAUUACCUUGUUUCAAAGGUAUUCAUCUUUUGAGCACUCCCAAAUUUUUGUAAUUAUUGUUUUCUUACAUUGUUUAGAGUUAAAUUAUGUAGAAAUUUAGAUAGGUAAAAUGUUGUAAACUAAGAAGAAGCUUAAGCAUUUGCAUUUUGAUA